CUCUCUGGAGUUACUCUACAUUCACCGGUCAGCAUGUCGUUCAGUGGGAAAUAUCAGCUGGAGAGUCAGGAGGGAUUCGUGGAGUUCAUGAAGGCCGUCGGUCUUCCUGAUGAUUUGAUUGAGAAAGGCAAAGACAUCAAGAGCGUGACUGAGAUCGAGGAGAACGGAGAUCAGUUCAAAGUGAUCGUCACCACCGGAGCCAAAGUCAUGAUCAACAGCUUCACCAUCGGACAGGAGGCAGAGAUCGAAACCCUGACCGGAGAGAAAAUCAAGGCUGUCGUGAAUAAAGAGGGAAACAAGCUAAAGACCGUCCUGAACAAAGUCACGUCCGUCACGGAGCUGGUGGAUGGAAACACGCUGGUCAAUACUCUGACUCUUGGCAGCCUUGUCUACAAGAGGAUCAGCAAACGCCUGGCCUAAAAAGAGACCACACUCACAUGACUUGACAAAAAGAAUAACAUAAAGGGAUAGUUUUAUUAAAGAUU
This is a messenger RNA of Sinocyclocheilus grahami, 485 nucleotides long. Its product is annotated as fatty acid binding protein 1-B.1-like. The transcript is spliced from 4 exons. Gene Ontology annotation, molecular function: lipid binding. The coding region runs from base 34 to 420 and encodes 128 amino acids. The record is from RefSeq and is a predicted model, not a curated record. NCBI's taxonomy places the organism in Eukaryota, Metazoa, Chordata, Actinopteri, Cypriniformes, Cyprinidae.